Messenger RNA from Lactuca sativa (garden lettuce), 2196 nucleotides. RefSeq lists its product as uncharacterized. The record is from RefSeq and is a predicted model, not a curated record. NCBI's taxonomy places the organism in Eukaryota, Viridiplantae, Streptophyta, Magnoliopsida, Asterales, Asteraceae. Gene Ontology annotation, cellular component: membrane.
UUUAUCUAUCUCACGGGCGCUUGCUUAUAUCGCCUUAUCUUUUUAAUUAAUCAUAGAAUUUGUGCUUCAGUUUAUUCAGUAUCCCCCCUAUAAUCCGUCCAUCGCCAUGGCUGAUGAUGCAAGGAAACUCAACAAGGAGCUCUACGAUGCUCUAAUGAAAGGAGAUACAGACAAGGCGAUCCGUUUGUGUGAAGGGAUUCCUAAGGGUCCAUUACACGCCUUGACAAUUCACCACGACACUGUCCUGCAUAUGGCUACGUACUCCAAACAAAGUUACCUCGUCAUGGAACUACUUAACAUGGUGAGGGAGGUUUAUUAUCACAAGCUAACAUGUCAAAACGACGUGGGAAACACAGUGCUCCAUGAGGCAGCAACUUCGGAUAGAAUAGUCCCUGCUGCCAUGGAAAUGUUGAGGAGAGCACCGACGCUUCUCUCCAUGCCCAAUAGGCGUGGAGAGACCCCAAUCUUUCGUGCUGCAAGAUAUGGGAAAAAUAGAAUGUAUGAUUUUCUUGAUGCUGAGAUGCAUAAAACAAUUCAGAGUGAUGCAGAUUUGAGGAGUUUUCAUUUUAGAGAUGAUAAGACCUCCAUACUUCAUAUUUCCAUCCUCACUGAACACUAUGAUUUGGCUUUAAAAAUUGCUGCAAAGUAUAGAUACCUGAUCGACGAAAGAGAUGGGGAUGGGAUGACUGCACUUCAACUUCUUGCAUGUAAUCCAUCGGCUUUUCAUGGUGGGGAGGAAGUGGGUGGCUCUCUGAUCAAGAAAUUCAUAUAUGCUCGCAUCAAAACUGGAGGUACUGUUACAGAAAAAGUGGUAACAGGGUGGACGGUGCCUCUAUGGGAACAACUUAGGGACCAGAAGCAUAGAUAUGAUUCGGUGAUUGAACUUGCAAGGUUCUUGAUCGAAAGAGACACAACAUGGGAAGCGACUGAAUCAGCAUUAGACAAAAGCAAACCAAAAACACACAGAUAUGGGAGGACGACCUCAAUGGGUCCCCAAGAUCAAGGACAAAUAUCAACAACUGGCCAAGAAACUACAACUGUCGAUAUUGCUGAAACCCCGUUAUUUUUGGCAACGAAAUCAGGUUGUACGGAGAUUGUUAGGGGAAUUCUUGAGAUGUACCCUCAAGCAGUAGAGCAUGUUGAUGAUGAAGGGCGUAACAUCUUGCAUGUAGCUAUCAAGUAUCGACAAAUUCAAAUAUUUGAUAUUGUUGAAAAAAUGGAAACACCGAUGACAAGACUUAUACGAAAGAUCGACAACAACGGGAACUCCAUACUACAUAUGGUUGGUAUAAAGGCAACCGAAGCAGGUCAUGAAGACAUGAGAAGUCCUGCUUUAAUUUUGCAAGAAGAUUUGCUUCUCUUUGAGCGUGUAAAGAAAAUAUCGGCAACCCAUUUCACAAAGCACUACAAUGCCCAAGGAGUGACUGCGGAAAAGCUAUUUGCCAUCAAUAAUGCUCAGCAUCGUAUGGACGCCAAAGAAUGGAUGAAGGGAACUGCGGAGAACUGCUCCAUUGUAGCUGUGCUAAUUGCAACAGUUGCAUUUGCUGCAGCUUACACUGUUCCAGGAGGACCGAAUCAAGAAACUGGAUAUCCAAUUCUUGAAAACCAACCUUUUUUCUUCUUAUUUACAAUGACCGAUGUGCUUUCUUUAGCAUUUGCUCUAACAUCGGUGAUCCUAUUCCUCAACAUUCUAACUUCAUCAUUUAGAUUGAAAGAUUUUCGGCAGUCUCUUCCUCAAAAACUAAUGAUGGGUGUUACUUUGUUGAUCUUAUCCGUCUCAAUGAUGAUGGUGGCAUUUGCAGCGACUGUCAUUCUUCUAAUACGUAACAAGGAGAAAUGGACACGAGUUGCUCUAUAUUCGGUGGCAUUCUUUCCGGUCCUCAUCUUUGCUUUUUCGUACUUACCGCUUUAUGUUUCGCUCGUGAAAACCUUCUCAUACACGUUAAAAAAAAUUCGACAUGUUGUUCCACGUUGUGAUUCCUCCGAUCCUAGCAAAACAGAUGGUGCAGUUAUCCCCAAUUCAGUUAGUAAUUCCACAUACCCGAUCCAAUCCAUAACACCCGAUACCAACCGUUUUGUUGUUUGAUAGUUUUCUGUUUGGCAGUUACGUUCAGCUUUCCCACGGAAAUAACCGUCAAAAUUUGAGAUGCGGAUCAACGACAGAAAUUGUCUUACAUUCUCAUGGAAUUUAUUGUU